AUGAAGCCAGCACAGAUCAGAUUCUCUCUACAGAGACCUCUACAGCACAGAGAUCCAGACAUGGCACCUACAAUCACUGCAGCAAUGACCAACUCUCAGGACCAUCUGACUCUGACCCACAAGCUCAGAAAGCCUCUGGUGGAGAAGUUACGCAGAGAGCGAAUCAACAGCAGCAUUGAGCAGCUCAAGUCUCUCCUGGGUCCAGAGUUCCUCAAACAGCAGCCAGACUCCAAGCUGGAGAAAGCAGAGAUCCUGGAGAUGACAGUUUGCUUCCUGAGACGACUGAAGCAGCAGAAUCAAGCUGUGGACUCAGCAGCUGUCAAUCAAGGCUACUCCAGGUGUGUCCAAGAGGUGGCACACUUCCUGUCCAAGGAGAAGGUGAAGACCCAGUCCCAGAGAAGACUGCUGAACCACUUCAACAAUCUGCAGUCUUCCUCUGAUAACAACCUGAGAGCGGCUGACUUCUCUCCUCUGAGCUCCACAGUCCACACCAGCAUCACUGAAGAGAAGAGUCCAGUCAACAGCGCCGUCUGGAGGCCGUGGUAG
This is a messenger RNA of Toxotes jaculatrix (banded archerfish), 546 nucleotides long. Its product is annotated as transcription factor HES-5-like. The transcript is spliced from 2 exons. NCBI's taxonomy places the organism in Eukaryota, Metazoa, Chordata, Actinopteri, Toxotidae. Gene Ontology annotation, cellular component: nucleus. The record is from RefSeq and is a predicted model, not a curated record. Gene Ontology annotation, molecular function: protein dimerization activity; RNA polymerase II cis-regulatory region sequence-specific DNA binding; DNA-binding transcription factor activity, RNA polymerase II-specific. Gene Ontology annotation, biological process: regulation of transcription by RNA polymerase II; regulation of neurogenesis; anterior/posterior pattern specification. The coding region runs from base 1 to 546 and encodes 181 amino acids.